This is a messenger RNA of Antechinus flavipes (yellow-footed antechinus), 4436 nucleotides long. It is a transcript of the gene PIWIL2, whose product is annotated as piwi like RNA-mediated gene silencing 2. The coding region runs from base 27 to 2627 and encodes 866 amino acids. Gene Ontology annotation, molecular function: protein binding; piRNA binding. Gene Ontology annotation, cellular component: P granule. The record is from RefSeq and is a predicted model, not a curated record. The transcript is spliced from 20 exons. NCBI's taxonomy places the organism in Eukaryota, Metazoa, Chordata, Mammalia, Dasyuromorphia, Dasyuridae. Gene Ontology annotation, biological process: regulatory ncRNA-mediated gene silencing.
UUUUAGGCCGAGGCUUGAGUUUGGAUAUGGUGUCUAAAGGCCAAGAAGAGCUUCUGAACCAACCAACCUUCCCAGGCCCUUUGGUGUUGGCAGCUGGGGACAGCAAGAUGGCAUCAGUCUCCCUUGGUUGGAAUAGGACACUUGGAAGAGGGAAUUUGGAGGUUCCUUUGGGAAGACCAACUAUUGGCUUAGGCAGAGCAUUAUAUAAGGCACCAAGUGAUUUAUCAUCUCCAGAUACUUCACUGUUAUCAUCAUCAUCACUACCAUCACCCAAAUCAUCGUUCCCCCUCUAUCAAGAUCACCCUCCAGAUAUUCCUGUUGAACAGAUGGAGAAAAAAGAGCCCCUUGUGAAACAAGGAUCAAAAGGAACCCCUCAACCUUUGGGAUUGAACCUAGUCAAAAUACACUGUCAGAAUGAAGCUGUGUAUCAGUAUCAUGUGACUUUCAGCCCCAAUGUGGAAUGCAAGAGUAUGAGGUUUGGCAUGUUGAAGGACCAUCGAUCUGUUACUGGAGAUGUCACUGCUUUUGAUGGAUCCAUCCUCUAUCUGCCCAUUAGACUUCAGCAAGCUGUUGAGCUGAAGAGUCAGAGGAAGACUGAUGGUACUGAGAUCAGCAUCAAAAUUCAGAUGACCAAGAUCUUGGAACCCAGCUCUGAUUUAUGUAUUCCUUUCUACAAUGUUGUUUUCCGGCGGGUAAUGAAACUUUUAGAUAUGAAACUUGUGGGAAGAAAUUUCUAUGACCCUUCAAGCGCUAUGAUACUACAACAGCACAGGCUGCAGAUUUGGCCAGGCUAUGCAGCUAGCAUUAGACGGACAGAUGGAGGACUAUUUUUGUUAGCUGAUGUCUCCCACAAAGUCAUUCGAAAUGAUUCAGUGUUGGAUGUUAUGCAUGCCAUAUAUCAGCAGAGCAGUGAAAACUUCCAGGAUGAAUGUACCAAGCUUCUGGUUGGCAACAUUGUUAUAACCCGAUACAACAAUCGUACCUAUCGAAUUGAUGAUAUUGACUGGAAUAAAACUCCAAAAGAUAGCUUCAUAAUGUCUGAUGGGAAGGAGAUUACAUUCUUGGAAUACUACAGCAAAAACUAUGGAAUUACAGUAAAGGAAGAAGACCAGCCACUUCUAAUCCACAGGCCUAGUGAAAGGCAGAAUAACCAAGGGAGGCUUUUAAAAGGAGAGAUUUUACUACUUCCAGAGCUAUCUUUCAUGACCGGAAUCCCAGAAAAAAUGAAGAAAGACUUUAGAGCCAUGAAGGAUUUGACUCAGCAAAUCAACCUAAGUCCUAAACAGCACCACACUGCCCUGGGAAACCUCUUGCAAAAAAUUUCAAAGAAUGAGAUGGCCAACAACGAAAUGAUACGAUGGGGUCUCUGUCUGGAUACAGAUGUACAUAAGAUUUCAGGGCGUGUCCUACCAAUGGAAAGAAUAAAUUUGAGAAAUAGUUCAUUCAUCACAUCUCAGGAAUUAAACUGGACUAAGGAAGUAACUCGGGAAGCUUCUAUUUUAACAGUUCCUAUGCAUUUCUGGGCACUGUUUUACCCAAAGAGAGCUGUUGACCAAGCCCGAGAGUUGGUUGGUAUGUUGGAGAAGAUAGCUGGACCUAUUGGUAUGCAGAUGAGCCCACCUGCCUGGAUUGAACUAAAAGAUGACCGGAUAGAGACAUACAUUAGAACCAUUAAAUCCAUGCUGGGAGUUGAGGGGAAAGUUCAGAUGGUGGUUUGCAUCAUCACAGGCACACGAGACGAUCUCUAUGGGGCUAUCAAGAAGCUGUGCUGUGUGCAAUCUCCAGUGCCCUCACAAGUCAUCAAUGCCCGAACUGUUGCACAGCCUACCAAGCUAUGGAGUGUGGCUCAAAAAAUUUUAUUACAGAUUAACUGUAAAUUAGGUGGAGAACUUUGGGGAGUGGACAUUCCAUUAAAACAACUGAUGGUGAUUGGAAUGGAUGUUUAUCAUGACCCCAGCAGGGGGAUGCGUUCUGUGGUUGGCUUUGUUGCAAGCAUCAGUCUCUCCCUCACCAAAUGGUAUUCCCGAGUGGUGUUCCAGAUGCCUCAUCAAGAGAUUGUGGACAGCCUAAAGCUGUGCCUGGUGGGUUCCUUAAAGAAGUAUUAUGAGGUAAACCACUGCCUGCCAGAGAAAAUCGUGGUAUACAGAGAUGGAGUAUCAGAUGGUCAGCUGAAGACAGUUACCAGCUACGAGAUCCCCCAAUUGCAGAAGUGCUUUGAAGCUUUUGAAAAUUACCAACCUAAGAUGGUGGUGUUUGUAGUCCAGAAAAAAAUUAGUACUAAUUUAUACUCAGCUGCUACAGAGAAUUUUGUAACUCCCUCCCCAGGUACUGUAGUGGACCACACCAUCACAAGCAGAGAAUGGGUGGAUUUCUACCUACUUGCUCAUCACGUGCGGCAGGGUUGUGGCAUUCCUACACAUUAUGUGUGUGUUCUCAACACUGCAAACCUGAGUCCUGACCAUAUGCAGAGGUUAACUUUCAAGCUUUGCCACAUGUACUGGAAUUGGCCUGGCACCAUCAGAGUCCCAGCUCCUUGCAAGUAUGCCCACAAGCUAGCUUUCCUGUCUGGACAAGUCUUACAUCAUGAACCAGCCAUCCAGUUGUGUGAGAAGCUCUUUUUCCUAUAACCCAAAAGAGUCAGCAAGCAAAUUAAGGAAAGAGAAAAAUGAGUUUUUUGGAUUUGUAACCUCAGCUAUGACUUCUCCAGGAUCAGCAGAGACAAAAGGUGGCAUUUUUGAGUUGCUGUUUUCCCCCUCCUCAACCCAAUAAUAUUUACUUAUUUUAUUUUUUCAUCCUGCUACCACCAAGAAAACUAGUUAUUUCAGCCCUGUGUGACUUGGAAAUUACUAUUCCCCAUAUGGGAAGGAAUUAGAACAUUGCCACUUUUGGAGGUCUGGGAAAAGUUAAAAAAAAAAGACAAAAAACUUUUAAGAGCCCCCAAGCCAAAUAGAACUAUAAGAAUCUGUAGCUGCUCUGUUCUCUAAACCCCAUAACCUUCUCUGGUGCCAUAGGUGAGAAAAUAAGUGGUCAUUGCAAGUUCCUUAAGGAGAUAUUUGGACAAUUGGAAAAGGGUAAAGAGCUGUUUCUUUAAAAUAGGCAUUGCCCCUGCUGGCCUGGUGCUUAGCCUUUCCAUGGAAUUGGGCUCGAUUCAGCAAGCAUUUCUCAUGACACUUCUGACAUAAAAGCCUGUUUUAUUUUUUUUUAAUAAAUUUUUAUUGAUAUCUUUUGUUUUUACAUCACCUAAAUUUCCCACUGUUGAUCUUCUCCCUUUCUCUCAUAGAGAAUCAGCCCUGUGACAAAUGAUAAAAAAGAGGGAGAACAAAGAAGUUUGGUAAAAGCUAACCAGAUGAUCUUGAAAAAAAUCUGAUCUUUAGCUCUAGUCCUCUACUUCCUAAAAAGAAUUGAGGAAGGUGUGUUAAGAGUCUUUUUUUCAUCCUUCACUUUAGAUCUCUGGAACUCCGAAAAUUUCAAAUAGAGCAUUUCUGUGUUUCAUGUGCUUUCUAGUUCCAUUGGUUGGGCUUAGCAUUAGAACUGCUAACCUAGGGAUUUAAAAACCUUCUAUUUUGAAUUUUGCCUUCCAACCCCAAAUCUAUUUCUUGAAAAGUUCUUGAGCCUAGAAGGGAGACAUUUGGCAUAUGGGAUUCUUUUUUAGGGAUUUCCCCAAAUAUAGUACAACUUUUCCGCCAGUCUGGUUAAGUCUGUUAUUUAUAUAUGGAAAAAACUGAAAUAUUUAAUUGUCUUGAACAAUGAUCUUUUGUUGGCCAUUCAGUUUUGUAGAAAGUUCUCUGAAGCUGGGGCAAAUUUUUUAGCAACUCUGCUUUUAAAAGUGCAGUGUACACAGUCCAGAUACCAGAAUUUCCAUACAUAAAGAAGGCUGCUGUUUCUUCUCUCUUUAGAAUUAGGAGAAUGCUAGUAUGUUUGCUUGUACUCCCUUUUGUUUUGGAAGGGCCAAUUUGGUCUCUCACUUAAUCUUUCAAUCUCUCACCUAUAUUAUAUAUAUAUAUAUAUUUCAGUACCUUCCCCUUUUCAUUUUGCUCUUUCACCAAGGAAGGAAGGAGACAUGUAUAUUUUAUUUGUGAAUUGUGAGAAAAAGAAAAAGCCAAAAACUCUUUUAGAAAAACAAAAUUAGAAAGUUGUUUUCAUUUACAGUAGAGUUCAUAGAGGUUGAUUCAUGAAAGCCAUGUCAUUUCUUGGGUGCAUUUCUGUUUUUAUUUAGAUGUUGGGGAUAGGAGAAGAAAAAAAGCUAAGAAUUUGGAAUUUUCAGAACACUGAACUUUAACAUUGUUGAAUCAUUGGUCUAUAACUCGACAGAUAGCUUUUUCAUCUGAUUCUCUCUGCAAGCAUUUUGAAUUUAUCCUUUGAAAUUGUAUUCUUAAAGAUCUUGUCUAUCUGAUACAAUCAAAAAAGUUAAAAACAAUAUUUAAGUGUAAUGAAAA